Fundulus heteroclitus (mummichog) is the source of this 1642-nucleotide messenger RNA. It is a transcript of the gene dhrs7b, whose product is annotated as dehydrogenase/reductase (SDR family) member 7B. Gene Ontology annotation, cellular component: membrane. The record is from RefSeq and is a predicted model, not a curated record. Lineage: Eukaryota; Metazoa; Chordata; Actinopteri; Cyprinodontiformes; Fundulidae. The coding region runs from base 209 to 1147 and encodes 312 amino acids. Gene Ontology annotation, molecular function: oxidoreductase activity. The transcript has 8 exons.
CGCUGGUGGGUGAAGCUCGUCUAGAAACAAACCGACGGGGCAGUGGGGUUUUCCUACCAAACCGGAAGUGCCGCGUUUCACUGAAGCGCACGUUGUUUUCUGCACAAUUCAGCGAUUUGCAUUGAGUUGCUGUGAACAGUGAUCGGAAAGAGUGAAAUUAAUCACAAAGGUAUAACCCGUGAGGAGCAGGAAGAGUGGUCGUCCGUCCAUGGAGCGCGUCAUGGGAGGAGGAGCCCUUCCUCUGCUUCUAACAAGCCUGGGAGUCUUGCUGCUUUACCGGGUCCUGGUGCGCCUCAGACGGGGGGCUUCCGUGCGCGGAGCUGUCGUGGUCAUCACAGGGGCCAGUUCCGGGCUCGGAAAAGAGUGUGCACGAGUCUUCCACGCUGCAGGCGCUCGGCUCGUGCUUUGUGGAAGAGAUGCGGCUCGCCUGCAGGAGGUGGUCCAGGAGCUCAACGCAAGCUCCACAGACAUCCAGCAGCAGCAGACCUUCACUCCCAGCACCGUCGUCUUCGACCUGGCCAAAGCGGACACCGUGGAGAAAGCUGCCGAGGAGAUCCUGAAAUGCCACGGGCACGUAGACGUCCUCGUCAAUAACGCAGGGAUCAGCUACCGCGGCAACAUACUGGACACCCACGUGUCCGUUCAGAGAGGCGUCAUGGAAACCAAUUACUUCGGUCCCAUUGCUCUCACUCAAGCGCUGCUGCCCUCCAUGGUCCAGAGACGCAGCGGUCACAUCGUUGUCAUCAGCAGCGUCCAGGGAAAGAUAGCCAUUCCUUACAGAUCUGCUUAUGCAGCAUCUAAGCAUGCCACGCAGGCCUACUUUGACUGCCUGCGGGCAGAGAUCGGCCACUUUGGGAUCCCAGUGACAGUGAUCAGCCCCGGGUACAUCCGGACCAACCUGUCGGUCAACGCUGUGACGGGAGAUGGCUCCAAGUACGGAGUUGUGGAUAAAACCACGGCAUCAGGUUGGGACCCCAGGGACGUUGCGGGAGCCGUUCUAAAGGCCGUCCGUCAGAAAAGCAAGGAUGUGGUUUUGGCUGGACCUCUGCCCACUGUGGCCAUCUACCUGCGCACACUGUGGCCCGCCCUCUUCUUCAGACUCAUGUCGUCUCGGGCUCGCAAAGAGCAGAAGCGUAAAGACGAGUGACCUGCCGCCUAAAGGUGGGGGUGGGGGGGGGGCUUAUGUUUGAGUGAGUGGGACCAGACCCAGACGCUGGACGCCAGAGGCCAAACGGUUAUGAAAUGUGGACAGGCUGUGCUCUUUGGCGACUCUUCCCACCGCUGGACCCGGUUCCAGCUCUGGCAGAAACCAGUGGGUUCUUACACAAUGUGUGAUUCUCGUUAAAUUGUUCUUUAUGUUUCUGGGACAUUCGUUUCAUAACUCAUCUGUAUAUAAAAGGGGACCGCCGUUUAUCUUCAUUUCCUGUUUAAACGAGGCUGUUUUGACAGACUGAUACAUUUUUCAGCCUCAGUAUUUCAACCUUCCCGGCAUCUGGUACAUUUCUCCCGACUUACUAACUUAUUUUGCUCAAGGAACAGUAAGGGGGUUAUUAUAAAGUAAUUACUAAUAGUUUGUUGUGUUGACAACCGUCCUGUAAAGAAAUAAAAUGUGUAAUGUCCAAUUAAAGGAAAAAAAAAGAUG